Thamnophis sirtalis is the source of this 2549-nucleotide messenger RNA. The record is from RefSeq and is a predicted model, not a curated record. Lineage: Eukaryota; Metazoa; Chordata; Lepidosauria; Squamata; Natricidae.
AUGAGCGCCAAAUUGCGCUCGGGCUUCUACCUGGGCAAGAAAUCCGCGCUGCUGCUGGCGCUGCUCCCGGCCGCCUUGCUGCUGGCGCUCGUGGUGCUGGCGAUCCUCUACGGGCGUUGCGCGCGGGGACCGAAAGAAUCCGAGGGGCUGACUCCAAGUGUUGCGACGACGCCCUGGGCCAACGUCAGCGCGGAGCCCACUGCGCGGCCCCCGGGACCUUGGGACCAGCAACGCUUGCCCCGGCAGGUCGCGCCCAUCCACUACUCGCUCCUGCUCUGGCCUCACCUGGCGCCCGGCCUGCCCGAGCCCCGCACGCACUCGGGACAGGUGAACAUCACGGUGCGCUGCCGGGAAGCCACGUCCGUGGUGCUCCUGCACAGCGCCGAGAUGACUUACCAGGGCGCUUCAGUAUGGGGCCCGCUGGAGGAGGCGGACAACUCCACCCGCAGCAUCCCGCUGGGGGAGGUGUGGACGGCCCCUGGGAACCAGUACCUGAUGCUCGAACUGCUGGAGAACCUGACAGCGGGCAGCCUCUACGAGCUGCGGUUCGCCUUCCAAGGGAAGAUUCAGCCGGGGCCGGACUACUUCGGGCUCUUCCUGAAUACCUACAAGGACGAAGGCGAGAACAGGUGGAUUAUUGUUUCACAGCUACAACCAACAGCCGCAAGACAUGUUUACCCGUGUUUUGAUGAACCUGCAAUGAAAGCUACUUUUAAUAUCAGCAUUAUUCACCAUCCCAGCUACAUUGCACUUUCCAAUAUGCCAGUUUUAGAUGUAUUUGAGUAUAAAGAUGUGAAUGACAGUGCACUGAGUGCUUUGAUGAAUGAAACGACACCAAUUAACUGGACUAUCACAACAUUUGAAACAACCCUGAAAAUGUCUACGUAUAUCACUGCUUUUGUGGUCUGUAAUUUUGAUUAUGUCACCACAACUGAAAGAGGCAAACAGAUACGUAUUUGGGCUCGGAAGGAUUCAAUUAAAAAAGGAUUGGCUAAUUAUGCUUUAAAUAUCACAGGGCCAAUAUUUUCAUAUAUGGAAGACUUACUAAACAUCAGUUAUCCUCUUUCAAAAACAGAUUUGGUUGCGGUACCUCUUAUGGAUCAUGGUGCAAUGGAAAACUGGGGACUAAUGACUUUCCAUGAAACAUCCUUAUUGAAUGAGCCAGAGGAUUAUAUAUCUAAAAUGCAGAUUUGCCAAGUUGUUGCUCAUGAGGUAGCACACCAGUGGUUUGGAAACCUAGUUACCAUGGAUUGGUGGAACGACCUAUGGCUUAAUGAGGGAUUUGCAACUUACUUUGGACAUCUAGGUCUAAACUACAUUGAACAUAUUAUGCCACUGGAUAAACUCAUUGGCGAGCAUCUUACACUACCUACGUUGGCUAAAGAUAAUCCAAGAUUAAAUCAGUCUCUAUCAAAUACAGAAACCCGUCAAACAGAUUCAAUAUUAGAACAGUUCAAUACAAUCACUUACCAUAAGGGGGCUGUUGUCAUCCGGAUGCUUUCCAACUUUAUAACUGAAAGAUUAUUUUUCAAAGCAUUGAAUUCAUAUCUGAAUGCAUUUUCCUUUUCCAAUGCUGUCCAAGAUGAUCUGUGGACUCACAUUCAAAAGGUAAUAGAUGAACAAAAUGACUUCCAGUUGCCAACAUCAGUAAAAACAAUAAUGGAUUCUUGGACCUGCCAGAAGGGCUACCCACUCCUGACAGUAGAUUUCUCAACUGGCAAUAUUAGCCAGAUACCAGUUUUUGCUGAAAAAGGAGAACACAACUCAGACACAUGGAUUAUUCCUAUUUCUUGGAUGCGAAAUGGAACCAUACAACCUUUAGUAUGGCUUGAUAAACGUAAUAAAAUAUUUCCUGAAAUGAAAAUAUCAGAUUCAGUACAAGAUUGGAUUGUUUUAAAUGUGAAUAUAAGUGCUUACUAUAGAAUCAACUAUGAUCAAAACUAUUGUAGAAAAUUGGCCAAAGUGCUUGAAGAUGAUCCAAAGGUUAUUCCUUCUGUCAGCAGAUUACAAUUAAUAGCAGAUGCCACUCAUUUGACUUGGUAAGUUAUACACUAUAGUUGUUUUUUCUGCAUUUAUAGAAAACCAAAGAAUUAUAAGAACUUAUAAUUGAGUUCUGGAUUCGUUCUGCAUCUGAUCUCCUUUUUUAAAAAACAAAAUUGAUAAUUUUUUUCCUACAGUUUCUUUUUGCAUCAUCUCUGAAUUUCACGUGCAGGUAGCACAAUGUACCACAUUCCAUGGAUCCUUUGAUCAACUGGAUUAAUCAACAAGAGUUUAAGAAAGAAAUAGGCAUGGAUUUUGAACUAAUGGAUCUCUAAUACAUAUUGCAGUGUCCAUUUUUGUACACUUUUGAAAUACCUUUCCUAGCCUUGGUGACUAGAGAACUCAGCACUAUGAAAGGAUCUCUUGAUCCAUGCCCUUUCCCUUAACUUAGUCCCUGAACCAGUGUGGACCCACAAUCAGAAGGGAUGUGUGGUAAUGUGAACCGACUUCUGUAGCCAUAUGAGAUUUCUUCCUUACUGUUCUGACCUAGGCUUUCCGAAAAAGCACAA